UCUCUCUCACUCUCUCUCUCUCUCAUUCCCUCAUUCCCUCAGUCUGUCACUCUCACUUUCUCUCUCUUCUCUUCCAGCAUCCCUCCCUCCUGCUCGACUUCUCUGGGCUGUUGGCGUCCUGCUGGCCAUGUGUCUGUCUCGUCCUGAGGGCUUGUUUGCCUCUCUCCCAGCAAACAUCAUUCCUGCUCCCUCCACCCUUCCGGCCAUCGCCUGAUCUAUGGAGCUGGGCGACCUCAGCUUUCCGUGCUUCUGGUAGCUGAGAGCCAGCUCAUAAGAUCCUCCAGGUUGUUUAACCUCUUUCUCGAGACUCUUGACACUCCAAUUCCUUUCCGUCACGGCCACAUCUCUCGUCAUGGCGGUUUUGGAUGUUCCCGACACCGGGCUGUCUCUCCGGAGAGACCAGCCCGAUGGCCUCUCCCCCGGACCGUCAGCCAGAACCACACAGAUCAUGCGGUUGAAUCUCGCCCAGAGCACCCUGGAUGAGCUCGUCCAAAGCCUUCGAAAUGAACAGAAAGCUCGAAUCCGCCUAGGGAGACACCAGACCCUUUACUACGGUUCCAAAGCUCAACAUUUCCGCUCCUCACCCGAAGCCCACCGAUCUGAGAUCUACAGCGCCAAUCCGGCAGAUAAGGAAAACAUGUACUUCACUGGUGUCCUUAGUCACAACCUCGAGGUUCAAAAGGCUAAGGAGGACACUGCGGCAACCGAUGAGGCCCUGGCCAACCUUGAGCUGAGCCUGAAUGCCUUCGAAAGGGGAAAGGAGUCCAAGAAGACACACAUGAUCACAAAUAUACUGGAUGUGAAGGCUCUUGGCGCUGGAGAUAACCGGUCUUCGACGGGUAAACAAGCCGCCCGUCUGGCUCGCAUGCCAACAAGCAAGAUUGAUGUGGAGAAGGAGAGGUUCUUCAAGAAUGCGGCGAACCGGUCCAUCCCCACCAGCCCUGCAUUAGGCGUUACACGCUCUCCCGUUCCCGCCCUCUCAUCUACCUCCGCACCCUCAACCCAAAACAAGGAUAGAAUUCGUCUAGAGGCAUUGAAGGUGCCCUUCAUCCAUCUACUGGCCAUUCGGGCUGUCUCGGUGAAGUUCUUGGCGCGGCAGACUCGCUCUUCUCAAGAGGACUGUCAGGCGUUGGCUCGCAAAUAUGGCACUGAGAACCGCCUUGAUCGUGACAAGUUCGAUCUCAAGGACAAGGCAUACCGAGAUCUCGAUGUCUGGAACUUCCCCUAUCCCAGUCAGGAAGACCGCCAGGAGGCUAUCGAGAAUGCCAUCUCGGCCUUUGACCGGAUGCGUAUCUCCCGCUCAGACAAGCUCUGGCAGAUGCUUCUCCCCAAAGAAGAACGUGGUAAGGGCAAAGUGCUCUCGCGUCUGGACCUGAGCAAAGGACCCAUCAAGAAGGCUGUCACUCCUCGUAUCCAUAUCCAGCCGUCUGAGGAUACUGGCAAGGAAGGAUAUGUCACUGGAAACGAGACGGAUAGGACGAACGGAAGGCAUACACCUAACACCACCGCUGGAAAGCUGACUCCCAAGCUUGGGGCAACGACGCAAAAGAAACGAGUUGGAGACAGAGAUGGCCCUGCCAAGCGAGCAUCAACCAAGGCCAAAAACACAACGUUGACUGGGCGGGUGACCAAGAAGACGGAGAAAAAGCCAACUGCCAAACCAGAUGGCAAGUUCAAAUCUGCUGAAUAUGUACACGACUCUGAUGAGGAUGAUACGGAUAUGGCCGAUGCUCCCCCACCCAGGAAUCCAGAGCUCGAAAAGGUGAGACCGGCCAGUGCGGUUGCCAGCAAGGCUCCCACACCAUCGAAGGUAGCCACGGACUCCCGGUCAUCCGCCCAAAAAGCACCUAAGCAAGAGGCUGAACGUGCCAACCCAAAGCCCUCUUCCUCCACUGCCGGUACUACUGGAUCGAAGACGUUGCCCAGCUCAUCGCGACCCUCAAACUCGUCACCCCAGAAACCGUCCCCUCUCGCGUCUUCGCCUCCUACGAACGCAUCCGACCUCGACAGUGCGAGCAGCAAGUCUGUUCCAGAUGCUUCGUCGAGUUCCUCGUCACCUCUCAUCACACAGAUAUCCAAGAAUAAACCAUCUGCUGAUGCCCCUCGCGUGACGAAACCCUCUGUGAAGGUUAAUGGUACUGCCCAGAGACCGCAAGGAACUGGGAAUCCGCUGAAGCGCAAGGCUCGUAUCGACCAUGAUACUAGCUCUACCGCCCGACUGAAUGGGCAUAUCAAUGGGCAUCUUGAAGCAAAGCGGCGACGACCACCUAGUGUAUCUAGUGGCAGCAGUACUGGCAGCGCCUCCCCGCCUCUUAGCCAGGAACUUCUCCGGCAGCAACUGCGAGAGAAGUCGCAAAAGUUCAAGCAGUAUUACACCAAGUACCGCGCUCUACAUGAGACAUUGGCAUCGCAGCCAAAUCCGCCUCGUGCGGAGCUAGAUAAGCUCGAGAGACAGCAUACUCGCCUACAGCUGAUGAAGAAGGAAAUCUGGGAUGAAGAUCGGAGACUCCGCAGUGGCCUAUAAGUCGAUGGAGAAGAGCAUAGUCGUGACGUCUACAGAGUGAAGUGUUUUGGAGCUUCAUUUGAUUUCUAUUUGCAUUCUAACUUUUCUUAUCAUGGAAUAUCCUGGAAUAUCCUGGGCGUUGAGUUACUGGAACAAAAGGUCAACUGCAUUGGGCGUCUGGAUAAUGAGCCUCUCCGAAUUUGAGUGAGCAUCUGUUUAUUUUUUACCCUCUAUUUUUGCCCUUGAUUUACGCCCUCUUGAUGGAGCCGGCUAUUGUCAUUAUUUUGUAUAGAGGAAACCCAAAAAAGAUUGGGGACCACGCAGCUACCAUGUAGAGUUUCACAACCAUGGCGGCAGUGCAUCCAUGCAUUGUAGUAUCAAUCACGUUAGAAUUCAUUCGAUGAUAAAUUGAAUCCGUG
Messenger RNA from Paecilomyces variotii, 2922 nucleotides. RefSeq lists its product as hypothetical. The transcript has a single exon. The record is from RefSeq and is a predicted model, not a curated record. Lineage: Eukaryota; Fungi; Ascomycota; Eurotiomycetes; Eurotiales; Thermoascaceae. Bases 353 to 2524 code for a protein of 723 amino acids.